AGCAUCCUUCUUAGACUAGCAGCUAACCUUUUUGACAGAAACCUGGUUGAUAGGAUUGGGAAUGGGACUGUUACUCUUCAUGAAUCAAUAUUGUUGUUCAGUUAGAAAAGGAUUGAUUCCUGUAGUGGCUUGAAUAUGCUGCAUUAUCUUGGAUGUUUUCUUUUUUAACAGCACUUCUCUGGAAAUCCAAGGGCUGCUUAUUGAAGAGCAUUUCUGAUGUGGUUCUGCACUUCAAAGCUUUCAGUGAAGGGCAGUACAGGGGUGUGGAGAUUCAUUCGGGGUUUGGUGGUGUCUACCUGUAGUGUGUGGAAGCUUGGAGGCAAAUACCUCUUUUAUUCGUGAUUUUUAAUAUUCUUGUCAUUUGCUAUACUUUGUUUGAUCUGGAAUUGGUCCAGUGCUUCUCUGAAUUGAAGGAAUUGGUUUCCCUACGUUUUCAGUGCAGCAGACCUCAUUAGUUAGCUGUUUCCUUUGAGAAAAAUAAUCUGGAGAGGACUUGGCUGGUCUUGACAAUGAAGGGCUUUGGAUACUUGGUUUGUUUUUCUGGUUGUGAAAACCGUUGAACAAUACCUGGCUUGUUAAUGUAAGGCUGCUAUUGAAAUAUGAGAGCCGCAGCAAUAAAUAAUUACUAAUAAUCCGCUCCAAUUUAUCUAUUGAUAAGUAACUUUGGCAGAUGUGCCUGUAUUUACAAUAUGAUACAUUUAUUGAAAUGUAGCUGGGUUUUUUUUGUAGCAGAGGCAGUGUAUACUAAAAACUGGGCAUUGGUUGGAUGAUUUUCUCAAUUUAAAAACAAUUGUCUUCAGUGUAUUUGUAUCGUAUAUUAAAUGCUUUUUGAAAUAUUAUUAGUAGCAACAUUUAUUCAGACAUCUGUUUUUGGUUAUCAAUAGUUCUUACAAAGUCUGACAGCAAUCUGAUAUUUUAAGCAUGUCUGUCAGGAAAAACAUGGAAAAUACUGCCAUCUGGCAAGUCUACGAGCAGGAGACCCCUAACAGCAUCACACGUUUUGACCAGGAGCAGAAUGUCCGUCUGGAGGAGGAGUUAAGGCUGGACCACCUAUGCUGGCUGAAGGAGGCCUUUGCCAAUCACAUGCCUUUGGAGGGUGGUGAGGAGGGCCAGGAUGUGGGUCUGGCACGAUUCCACAGGAAGGAACCCAAACGGCAGCCAGGGAGCAUGACACUGCGGGAGUUCCAGGAGGCCCUCACUGACAUGCUGGGCUCGGAGAAGUGGACCAGUCAGAUGGAGCUGCUGUUCAACAAGGUGGACACGUCCUGUGACGGCUAUGUGGACUGGGACGAGUUCUGCACCUACAUGCUGCUGCAGUACAAGGAGAGGGACUUUGUGAGCACCAGGAGAGAGACCUUCCUCGGGACACAGCCACUCAUCAGACUCUGCCUGCACAACAAGCAAGAAGUGACCACUAGGAUCCUGGCGGUUCCCUCUCCUCCUCCUCUACGGUUUGUGAGUGUCAGUAAAGCUAGUACUCUCACUGUCUGGGACAGCGACCUGCGCAUUCAGAAAUCAUAUGAGAUUGCCUCGGAGUCCAAUGAUUUCCGUAGUGGAAGGAGGAGGUUUAAGACGUGGACCACCGAUGCAGUCUACAUGCCGAACGUCAACAAGGUUGCCGUGGCAACGACCAGCAGGGACAUCCACUUCUUCGACGUUUCCACGACAAACUGCUUUGAGGAGUUUCACUUGUUUGCAAUAAAUAAUGUGCCAAACUCUUUAUGCUAUUGGUGCAACACUAAGUCGCCAGCCAGCCCUUCCCUGUUGCUGUGGGGUGAUGAUGUCGGGGGGGUGAACUUGAUGUGGUUUCUGAAGCCCCACACAGGCAUGUUUGAGACACCCUUCACAGAGGAGCAGGGUCCUCAGAAAGUAUUCAUCCAGGAUAUCAAGGACCAUAACCGUCUCAUUACCUAUCAGAUCAUCCCCCACGUUCACCAGGAACCCAUCUCUAAAAUCAUGUACCUGCCCAUGGGCGACCUCAUCAUUACAUCAUCAGGGAGCACCUCCACCUCUGUGGUCAUCAUGGACCUCAACAGGAAGAACAAGGUGUACACCUGGAAAAUCCACAAGGGCGUGACAUGCUUCGACUUCAGCAAGCCCCUAAACCUGCUGGUGACGGGGGGAAUGGAUCACAAAGUUCGCCUGUGGAAUCAGUACGUGACGAGCCAGCCCAUCGUGGUUCUUCAUGAGCACUCCAUGAUAGUGCAGGACGUGGCCAUCUACGAACCACUCGGGCAGAUAUUCAGCUAUUCCAAAGAUGCAGUUUUGAAGGUGUGGGAUAUCUCGUCCCAGCAGUGCCUCAGGACCCUGGUGCUGAAGUUCCCGUGUGUACAGGCGGGCCGUGUCCUGGAGUACGGGGACUUCCCUUUCCUGCUGCUGAAGGAGCCCCCCUGUGCGCUGCUGGUGUCCUGCGGGGACUACAUAGGCAUGCUGAAGCUGGAGCAGGGAGGAAAUGGGCAAGAUAUGCUCUUCACACACAGUGCCAAGCUCUCCACCGCUAUCUACAACCCCUUCUUCAGACAGGUAGUGACCGGCUGUGACGACUCCACUGUGGCUGUGUGGGACGUGGAGACGGGGACAAAGUGUCUCCAGCUGAACAACGUCCACGGGCAAGAGGAGAUCACAUGCAUGUCCUUCGACACCACGCAGAGACGGCUCAUCACAGGAGCCAGGAACGGCACCAUUAAGGUCUGGAACGUUCAGAAUGGCCACAAUCUUCAUAAGCUGGAGCCUGUAGCAGAGGCAGAGGUGACCAGGGUCCUCUGUUAUCAGGACCACAAGUUCCUGGCUGUGGGGUGGAGCCACCAGCUAGCACUGUAUAACACCACAGACCGCAGGAACACCUAUGUGGUGGCGGAUCUGUCCUGGAGGGGUGGUCAGCUCCACAAGGAGGAUAUCCUGGCUGCAGACUCCUGUCCAGUCCUGGAGCUGCUCGCUACGGCCAGCUAUGAUGGGGAAAUCAUCGUCUGGAACACAGAAACACAGCAGGUCCUAACGUACCUCAAGAGGAGUAGAGACAGACAGUCCUCACUUGGCCUACCUAAAUACUCCUCCGCAGACAUGAGAAAAAAAGUGACUAACACCAGACCCAACUCCAGGCACUGUAGCAGUCACAGCUGGGAUAAGGGGGUCCAGCCCCCGGUUGAUAAGCUGCUGUUUCUUCAGCGUCGUGCAGCUGACACGAUGUGGAAUAACAAACCGAUUCUCAUCAGCUCUGAGGCCGGCGCCCUCUAUUGGUGGAGGGUCUCAGGAUCGCCGUAUGAACAAGGUCAUUUCUAUGCCCCGGAGAAGCCUGAUGAAUCUGUACUGGGGUUGUCUACUGACGAGGAGAACAGGCUUCUAGUGUCAGGAGACACCGCUGGCUGCAUCCAGGUGUGGGACAUUGCAGAGUAUGGACUGCAGUCCAGAGACAAGGGGCCCUUGAAGAAGCCUUCUUUGCUAUACAGCUGGAGAGCUCACGACAGCACUGUGGUGAGCGUGGAGCUUCUCAGCUACGAUUCAGAGUCCUUCCUGGUAAGCGCCUCUGCAGAUAAGACCGCCCGGCUCUGGUCUUCUGAUGGGAAGUACGUGGGGACCUUUGGGCAGGAGAAGAAGUGGAGCCUGAAAAACCCAGCAACGUACCAGCACCCCCGGGACCCUUGGGGGCAGGAAAUGGAGAUUUCUGAUACUGAUGGAACCAAAACAAACCAGCAGGUUUUCAUCGGCCUCCUGCUCAGUGAGAACAGUGUGGCUCAGAGGGGUGAGCUGAGUGAGACAGACUCAGGAGCUGGGGACCCCUCGCCCCUCAAGACAGAUCCCUUGUUGCCUUCAGAGUCUAAAAAGGCAGACAACUUCACAAUACCUUCUGUUUCUUCUCUGGAAUCAAGCCAUUCCGUGACACAAGAAACACCGGAUAGUAAUGACAAAUUGUUAAAGAGUCAUCUGGGAGUGCAGGUGGAGCAAGGCCUCGCGAGGAAAAUGGCUGCCCGACAGGAGAGGCGGUGUGUGUUUGGAGAAAUAGACGACAACAAACUCAUCAGAUUUGGCAACAUGUGCACACCCUUUCAAGCGCUGGCUACUCCAGACAUGCUGGAGGUGCAGCUGCUCAGUGCUUUGCCCAUGAGCUCCUGGAUGCUGAGCCGCGGGCUGGCCUGUGCGAGGGAAUCAGACCUGGAGACUCUGCCACUGUCCAGACAGGAUCUGGAGUGUGACUAUGGAGAGGAAUCCGCCAGAGCCAAAGGGAAGAGCAGGCUGUUCUGGAAGUAACUGCCAUUCUCAGCCACUCCAAACAGGAAAACACCAGUCUGCAGGAACUCCUUCUUGACAAAUCCUGCUUUCAGGCAGUGUCAUGUUUUAUAGUGAUUUAUUUUACAGUUACCUGUCCCAGAUGCUGUUUCACUAAAGAUUUAGGAGUUUGUCCAGGCUAGGUGCAGCAUGAGCAAAACCACUCUCAUUAUAACAGCAAUAGUACAUACAAUACUGCACGUUGUAAAAGCAGUUUCAGAUCAAUAAAGGUUUAUUAUUUUCA
Acipenser ruthenus (sterlet) is the source of this 4507-nucleotide messenger RNA. Its product is annotated as WD repeat-containing protein on Y chromosome. NCBI's taxonomy places the organism in Eukaryota, Metazoa, Chordata, Actinopteri, Acipenseriformes, Acipenseridae. Gene Ontology annotation, molecular function: calcium ion binding; protein binding. Bases 922 to 4245 code for a protein of 1107 amino acids. The record is from RefSeq and is a predicted model, not a curated record. The transcript is spliced from 21 exons.